Messenger RNA from Colletotrichum chrysophilum, 1053 nucleotides. RefSeq lists its product as uncharacterized. NCBI's taxonomy places the organism in Eukaryota, Fungi, Ascomycota, Sordariomycetes, Glomerellales, Glomerellaceae. The record is from RefSeq and is a predicted model, not a curated record. Gene Ontology annotation, cellular component: mitochondrial inner membrane. Gene Ontology annotation, biological process: intracellular monoatomic cation homeostasis. Bases 1 to 1053 code for a protein of 350 amino acids. The transcript is spliced from 2 exons. Gene Ontology annotation, molecular function: ribosome binding.
AUGCGCAAUCCGUCAGCUUCGGCCCUUCUCUGCGGCCGCUGCUCGACCAAUUCGCCCUUCCUCUCCUUCGCGGCGAAGCCGACGACGACGACCUCUUACCGCCGCCUCGCGAGCUCCCUCACUUCCGAACGAAGCCACGAUGCCAGCUCGACGGCCGUCUUCAACCCCAAGCUCAACCCCAUCGCCACCUCCCGCCCGGCGCCUCUCGAGCUCCCCGAACGCCAGCCCGACCAGAGCAAGGUCUCCCACCUGUUCGCGCAGGCCAAGACGUACAUCAACUUCUACAAGGGCGGCCUCCGCGCCGUCUUCGCGAACAGGCGGCACAUCCAAGACGUCAUCGCCUCCAAGAAGCAGUCCGUCCCGGGCUUUCGCGAGCCCUCCGUCUUCUCACCGGGGUUGGUCCCUAAGGGCUUCAGCCGCGCGGACUGGGUGCUCCUCUGGCGCGUGCGCCACGACAUCCUCCGCGUCCCGCUCUUCGGCGUGGUGCUGCUGAUCUGUGGGGAAUUCACCCCGCUCAUCGUCAUCUUCGUCGACGGCGUGGUGCCCUACACCUGCCGUCUGCCGCGGCAGCUGGCCGCGAGCUUCGCGCAGGCCGAGGAGAGGCGGCACAAGUCGUUUGAGGACUUUGAGCGGGCCGCGCCCGAGGGCGUCGUGAAGGGCAACGCCAAGGGCGCGGCGCAAAAGCACGUGCUGCGCAGCCUGCACCUGCCCGGCAUGAUGUGGGACAAGAUCGGGUUCAUCCCGCCGGGCAUGUGGGCGUCCAAGGGACGUCUGAGGAUGGCGUUCCUGGAGGGCGACGACAGGCUGCUGCUGCGCGAUGGCGGCGUUGCCGGGCUCGAGGAGCAGGAGGUCCGCAUUGCGUGCACGGAGCGUGGUAUCGACUGCGCCGGCCGCAGUGACAAGGACUUGAGGAAGUUGCUGGAUCAGUGGCUUCGUCUCGUUGAUGCGGAGGAGACCGUCGAAAAGAGGAAGCGUAUGACGGUCCUGUUGACCACUAAGACUGAGAAGUGGCCCAAGAACAGAAACUUUGCUCUCCCUGAGUGGCACCUCUGA